Messenger RNA from Belonocnema kinseyi, 546 nucleotides. RefSeq lists its product as uncharacterized. The transcript has a single exon. The coding region runs from base 1 to 546 and encodes 181 amino acids. Lineage: Eukaryota; Metazoa; Arthropoda; Insecta; Hymenoptera; Cynipidae. Gene Ontology annotation, biological process: DNA integration. Gene Ontology annotation, molecular function: nucleic acid binding. The record is from RefSeq and is a predicted model, not a curated record.
AUGAAAGGAAGGUCUGUCGUCAAAACAUUCAAUCAUCGAUGCCUGCUAUGUCUUCGUCAGAGAGCAGCCACCUCUCAGCAACUAAUGGGAAAUCUUCCAGCAAUUCGUUCAAGUCCAAGGAAACCAUUCCUACACACUGAUGUGGAUUAUGCUGGACCUAUCCGCCUUCGUACCACCAAGGGUCGUGGCUAUAAAUCUUAUAAGGGUUAUAUUGCCGUUUUUCUUUGUUGUUCCACCCGUGCUGUACACUUUGUAGUAGAAUCCGACUAUAUAGAAAAUGGCUUUCUAGCAGCCUAUACUCGAUUUGUUUCUCGUCGUGAAAUAAGCAAAAUAUUAUCCAGUGACCAGGGGACCAACUUCAUUGGUGCUCACGUCAACCUUCGAGACAUAUUUUCUUCAGCCUCGAAACAAUCAACAUUUGUUGCUUCAGUGCUUGCUGCUGAUGGCACUGAGUGUAGGUUCAAUCAACCAGGUGUACCUUAUUUUGGCGGACUUUGGGAGGCAGCUGUAAAGUCUUCUAAAUACCACAUUCGACGAGUUCUUUGA